AUGGUAAAUUUUUUUAUUUACGCGACGGAUGAUUCGGUUUCCACGAAUGGAGCUGAUUAUUUCAAUUCAAAAGGAUUGGGGACGCUGAAGACUUUCAACGAUCAAGUUAAGGCUUUGCAGGACAGCGCAGAUGGCAGUGAUAAAGAUGACAGGGUUGUAUACCUUCACUGGAGCAACAGGUGCAUCAGCGUGGAAGAAAAUGAGGUGAUAUGUAGAUACAAUGAAAAAAGCGGAAAUGGUUAUGGCACCUUACCACACACAGUAUUAGACUGGAUGGCAGAAAAUGUAAAAGAAAAUGAUACAGUACAACUACUGUAUGUAAUCACAGAUGGCGCUGUGUAUCCCACUGACAUCAGACCGAUCGAUCCUAAUAUGACAAUUGAUAAUGUGACUUUCUACGCGUUCAACUCGAAUAUACGCGACAUAGAUAUGUCUGUGGCGUCCAUGUUUAUUUGUAAAAAUAAGCGUUACCUUGUACAUUGUAACGAGAAGCUGGUAGAUGAUACAGAUCUAUCGAAUCCUUUCGAUUAUGACCAAAUAACUAUCGAAACGUUCAAUGAGAAAAAGGAAGAAUUGAAGUCAUAUAUUAAAUUACAAUUUCUAAAUAAAUCGUCCUCAGAUCGUAUGGCGUUGGAGGAAAUUAAAAAGCUUAAAAGUUUACAAACACGUUUGUGCAACGAGUUACAAGACGAUAAAGACGAACCUGUCACUCCAGCAAAGAUAGACCUAAACGUGAAAGACAAGGAGACCUUUAUAAAUCUAUUUAAAACUACCAAAUUUAAUAAAACACUGACACAAGCCAAAAAAUACGACGAGAAACAAAGAAUAGGCAGUUGCAUCAACACUUUAGUGAACUAUAUAAAUAACGACCACAAGUCUUUCAACUUUGAUAACUUAAAGUUUAACAAUAAAUUUAGUCUACAACCGGGGGAAGAGGAUGUCGCCGAUGUUUUGUAUAGCAACGUGGAAGAGAUUGCAUUCCCUGAUAUAAUUUUGGACAACGAGAGCGGAGUCCCUGUCAUUUUAUUGACGCACUACAAUUUAAUGGAAAAGAUUUUGUUCAAGAAAGGCCGGAAGAUCCCAGAGCGCUUCGAGAAAUACAAUACGUCAUGUCCUUCCGAGAAGGCACGCGCCCGCGUGACACGACUUGUUGAAGCAGCGCGACUAAUCGACAUGUCACAUUUCUCUCGGUUGAGGAAAACUGUGGAUUGCCCAUUGAUUCUAUUAAAUGAUCCAGACUUCAAAGAUUCCAUUGAAUACUAUUACAAUUUGGAAUCAUUCAAGGGUCUGAUCCAACAUGGAGUACAGACAGGGCCGCGCACACGACGUCCGUUCACAGGCGCCAUUGUGCCGCUUGAAGAGUUCGACGAUUACAAUGACUAUAUCGACUGCCGCAACGAACAGUAUCGAUUCUGA
This is a messenger RNA of Arctia plantaginis, 1416 nucleotides long. The record is from the annotation of a GenBank genome assembly. NCBI's taxonomy places the organism in Eukaryota, Metazoa, Arthropoda, Insecta, Lepidoptera, Erebidae.